AUGCCCUCCGCGAACAAAGGCAAAGGCAAGGGCCGCGAAGCCCGCCCGUCUCGAAGCCGCAACACAACCCCCAAUUCCAGCUUCAGCUCGGGCCCCGCCUCACUGCCUUCGAGCUAUCUCGACAACGAACCCUCCAAGAUUAUGGUCCCGACAACUGUGCAAUACUCCGAAAUUCUCGAGCGCAUGGGCGGCGCCGGUCCUAUCCCCGAUUCCAAAUCCCUCGAGUCGCUGAUGGAGCACCUCAAGACCCUCAGUGAACUGGCCGAUGCGCGCGGCGAUGCAUGCAAUGCGGGUAUCCGAGAAUUGUCUCAGAAGCGGAAGGAAGUGGCGGAGGAGGCCGAGCCGGUUGAUCGCGAAGCAUCAGAACGCCCGAAGAUGAAGCGCGAGGCUGACGAUGAGGAGGAAUCCAAUAAGGCGCUAAAAGGGAAAUUGAAGAAGCGGAAGGAGCGCGGUGGUAGUACAAAAGAGGACCGUCCGUUGAAUCAUGGUGCGCAUGAGGUUUCCCGGCAGGAUGGAGCGGAGACUAAGAUUGAAGGCGACAGCUUUGCUAAUUCAACUCGCUCAGCCGCUUCUCCUGCAUCGAAAAAGUCGAAAAACGCAGCUUCAGAGGGUACCUCGUCGCUUUCUCCUCCCUCGCUGGCAUCCCCCAAAGCUCCGGCGGCAGGAGCUGCUGCUGCCCCUCCUGAUGGUGAAGGCCCCGAGGCCGCUGGAUCGCCAGGAUCGGAGGACAGUGGGGACUCUCACCAACCUGAACCCGCGCCCGCCGUUCCCCAAGUCCAAGUGUUUGGACCGAAUCCGCUCAAGUUCGAUGAUCCGACCAUCUACAAUAUCCGUGAAAUUACGCCUGACAUGACCGAUGAUGAAAAGAAAGAAAUAUACUCCGUUAAUGUUUUCCCCAGUAGUGACUUGAGCCAUAUGAUGGCUGGUGUUGCUCCAGAUAAGGAUUUCAGCAAUGCCAAACCCACGAACCAAGUCAGCGCCAACACGUUUCUUGCCUAUAUUGAACCCCAUGUUCGUCCAUUGAUGGAGGAGGAUAUUGCUUUUCUUAAAGAGAGGGGCGAUCGAACCACUCCAUUUAUCAUGCCAAGACGCGGAAAGAAGCAUUAUACAGAAAUAUGGGCUGAAGAUGACGGUGCUUUGAGUGUCGAUCAAGCUAACGGCGAUCGCCUACCGUUGAACCAAGGCCGCGGAAACAUCGACUCGGUGACCGACGACACUGCCGAAACAGACAAGGUUUCCGUCGGACCUCUGGUUAGCCGCCUAUACUCGCUGCUUCGAUAUGAACAUCGUGAUCCCUCAGAUGAGAACGCCCCGAAUGGAACUGCUAACGGGGAGACUUCAGCAAACGGAAAUCUCAAUGCGGAUUCCAUGGAUAUUGACCAACCCCAACCCACCGGGGAAUCGGAAAACAAGGCACAUGCUUCUGCGACAUCUUUCCGGGAUGCCUCUCCGAGUGGGUUCAAGGUUCCUGCGGCCAAGCUCGACCACGCUCAGCUCGACGAGCGUCUCAAAGCUGAACUCCGCCAUGUGGGCUUCCUCGGGUCCGACGACAACCCAGACUACGAUGCACACUACGACGAUGACAUUGCACAGCGUUUACGACUUUUGCAGAGCGAGCUGAAGAAGCAGAUGAUCAUCAAUAGCGCGCGAAAAGCCCGAAUGCUCGAGAUUGCCCGUGAACGCAUGGCCUAUCAAGAAUACACGACCAUCCACGAUGACCUCGACUCGCAGGUGCAACAAGCCUAUCUGAAACGUACACGUACCCUCGGCAAAAGCAAAAAAGGAUCGCAGGCCAAACACCGCCCCGGCGGGGCUGGAGGCGGUAGCCACGUUGUCAGUGCUGCCGGUGUCAGCCGCCCUGCCAUUGGAGACGUGGCCAGAACACUCAUGGAUCGUCGCAAGCGCUGGGACGACUGCAUUGGUCCGGUCUUCAAAGACUGCAAGACCACUGUCCCUGGCAAGGGAGAAACGGUCUUUGACCCGUCGGUUAUGGCUGAGUACGAGAAAGCGGAACUUGAAGGCUGGGACGAGGAGCAGGAGUAA
Messenger RNA from Aspergillus wentii DTO 134E9, 2043 nucleotides. Its product is annotated as histone acetyltransferase NGG1. The transcript is spliced from 3 exons. Gene Ontology annotation, biological process: regulation of transcription by RNA polymerase II. NCBI's taxonomy places the organism in Eukaryota, Fungi, Ascomycota, Eurotiomycetes, Eurotiales, Aspergillaceae. Bases 1 to 2043 code for a protein of 680 amino acids. Gene Ontology annotation, molecular function: transcription coactivator activity. Gene Ontology annotation, cellular component: SAGA complex. The record is from RefSeq and is a predicted model, not a curated record.